Molecule: messenger RNA, 849 nt
Organism: Postia placenta MAD-698-R-SB12
Lineage: Eukaryota; Fungi; Basidiomycota; Agaricomycetes; Polyporales; Adustoporiaceae
Exons: 4
Coding region: 1-849 (282 amino acids)
Source: RefSeq, a predicted model, not a curated record
AUGCGCACCUCCACUGUCCUCGCCGUUGCCGCCGUUGCCGCGCCUGCCUUCGCUGCUGCACUGCCUGCUCCCCAGGAGUACGUCCUGUACCAGAGGGCGACCCCUGCAGGGUCAGAAGCGUUGAGCCUAGGUGGUCUGUUCAAAGCUGCCAAGGAUGGAUAUACCAUUGCCAAGGACGGGGUUGAUGCCUACCAUGCAGGUAAAGAUGCCUGGGAUAACCUUAAGUCCUCAAGUACAUCCUCGGAGACAUCCCCCAAGAAAUCCUCAAAGAAACCUCCAAAGAAGUCCUCGAAGAAAUCCUCAAAGAAAUCCAGAGAGGAGGACCCUGUCCCUGAGCAUUUCCAGGCGCAGCCGGUCGACCAUCCCGCAUUCCAGCCGACCCAUGCUGCCUACCCUGCGCAGACUCACCCGGCAUACGCUGAGCAUGCUGGCCAGCAUCCCGCCGCAUACCCGAGCCCUACUCACAUUGGACAACUCGGUGGACACCCAUCCGUAUACAACCACCACGGCGGCUUUCCUCACGGCGAGGGUCGGUACGGGCACCGCGGCGGCUUCCCUCAUAGGGAGGGUCGGUAUGACCAGCAACGCCACUCUAUGGGGGCGUACGCUCACCGCCCUGCGAACACUCCCUCCGCGAACAGCCUGCAGCCCCUUGCACACGUUGCUCGCACCAUCAACUGGAGCGGUCUGGCGCAAGCAGGGCAGGAUGCCGUGACCAUCGGCCAGGACGGUUACGAUGCCUUCGAAGCAGGCAAGGAUGCCUGGGAAAGCCUCAAGGGCUCCAAGAAGUCCCGUCGGGAGCUGCUCGACAUCCUCGAGGCGCGCUCGAUCCUCGACGAGCUUGACUAA